Messenger RNA from Teleopsis dalmanni, 2633 nucleotides. Its product is annotated as ribosomal protein S6 kinase delta-1. The transcript has 6 exons. NCBI's taxonomy places the organism in Eukaryota, Metazoa, Arthropoda, Insecta, Diptera, Diopsidae. Bases 149 to 2455 code for a protein of 768 amino acids. The record is from RefSeq and is a predicted model, not a curated record. Gene Ontology annotation, molecular function: protein kinase activity; ATP binding; phosphatidylinositol binding. Gene Ontology annotation, biological process: protein phosphorylation.
AUAUAUAUACAUAUAUAACAGGGAAACAUAUACAAAUACUUGGAUGUGUUCAGUAUACCGUGUAUUUUGGUACCCAUUUACAUUUUGCACAUCACUAGAGCAGAAUUGCAGUAACAUAUUUUGCCAACAGCACGUUCAAUACAAAUAAAUGGUGCCAAAUAUAAAUACAGGUGGAUGGAUACACAGUUUUACGGUUACUGAUACUCAAACCCAUAAGAAUGGUUACACUAUUUACAAGAUCACUUCUAUAGUAUUCCCGCGUUCAGUUCCACAAGCUUUAACAUGUCUUACCAUAUGGAAACGGUUUCAUGACAUAAAACGUUUACAUAGAGAACUAUCAAGGCGGCAUAAGGGUCUUAAUCUGCACGGAGAAUUACCGGAGCCAACAGAUUGCAGUUAUUUUAAACGUUUUAACGCUGAUGUUAUACAACGCCGUAAGGAAUACAUAUUGGAGUUGCUAGAUUUUGCAGCACAACAUCCAGCUUUAUACAAAUGUCAUGCGUUCGCAAAUUUCUUCAGCGACGCGCAGGCACAUCAAACACCUUCUGUCUCACCGUUCCAUCAAAUCAAUUUCAAACAGUAUAAAGGCGAUAAUUGCGAAGAAGGUGCUAUAGCACAAAUAUGUGAUAAACUUGAUAUUUUGUAUGAUCCGUUUAACAAUGGUUUAGCCCUACUUGAUCCUGAGCGUGAUAUCAAAGAAAAAAAUGAUACAAUUUUUUCUGACACUAUUGACGGGAUAGAAACAGUUAAUUCAGAACAUUAUAAAUCUGCUAAUUUAGAUAAUGAAAUUAAAUCUAAGGAUUACACACGUUUUUUGACGCCUAUGGCGUCAAUAGAAAGCGAUGACAGUGACUACAUAUAUGAAGCAGCCUUAGAAUUUAGUAAUGCAGUUCAAGCUGAAGUGAAUUUAGAUUAUUUAAAUGCACAUAGCCUUUAUAAGCGUGGAGUAGAAUUACUGCUUUGCGGGUCUAAAGAUGACAGCAAUGAAGAUAGAAAAUAUAUAGCAAAAGCUAAAAUUUCAAAGUAUUUAGCACGUGCGGAUGAUAUAUACGACAAAUUUUUAAAAGACAAUAUAAUGGAGCAAAAUUUAGUUAUCAAAACACAACAACAACUAUCAAUCGAUGUUACUAAAGCAACAGAUGACUCUGUGAUAUAUUUAGAGCGUCCAUGGAACCACUUGUCCAAAUAUAAAGUGAUACAAAUAUUAGGUGGCAAAGUGAUGCAAGUGCAAAGUAUAACCGAACCUCAACGUCCAAUGUACGUUAUGAAAGGCAUUGAAAAACCAUCAAGUAUUUCAAGUAAACAAACAAUUUUUUUACCCCAAAACGUGCCGUAUAUGGUUGAUCUGAUAGUAUUUUUUCAAUCUGAGCAAAAAAUAUUUUUAUUACUUUCUCAGGCAACAGGUGGACGUUUGUAUGAAUAUAUAAAAAAAUAUAAUACAAAUACAAAUAGAAGUAGGAAUUUAGCUGGUUUAUUUAGCGAAGCCGAUGAAUUUGAAACGGAUGUUGCUAGUAAUUUCAGUACACAAGACUCUGGAUUUGUUGAUCAAGUUGUGGAAACAGAUUGUGCUGCAUCCAUUAAGGACGGACUGGAAGAAACACAACGCAGCAAGGAAUAUGUGGAGGAAGUAUGUUCGAACACUCCAAGUCAUUGUGAUACAGAUGUGAAAACAGAUUGUAUCGUAUCAAAUAUGAAGGAAUUAGAAGAAGCACAAUGUAACAAACCUGGUACAGAACAAAUAGUUUCAACUCAUAGUGAGAUAAUUAUGGAAACAGCUUGUAGUGCAGCCAUUGAGGAGGGAUUGAAAGAAACACAAUGCAAUAAAGUUUCUAGUUAUUGUGGGACAGUAAAAAAAGUUCAGGAGUCUGUAACUGGUGCAGAUUCAAAUUCAUCAAAAAUCGAAAUAAAAGAUACAAGACUACCGGAAGCUAGCAUAAAACAAUGGGCACGUGAACUUGCUGUUGCAAUACAAAGUUUACAUGAAAAUGGAAUUAUUUUAAGCGAUUUGCAUAUGAAAAACCUAUUGCUUGGUUCCAAAGGACAACUACAACUAAGUUAUUUUUACCAAAAUGAAGGAUUGGAAGCUAGUAAUAAUGUUCAAAAAGCGCUUAGCAUGGAAGCUAUUGAAGGUCAUUAUGUUGCACCUGAGAUAUCUUUAACAUUCAAAUCAGAUUGGUGGAGUUAUGGCGUACUUUUAUAUCAGUUACUACUUGGUGUGCCAUUUAAAGCAAUGCACCCAGGUAAUAUAGAGCUAUAUUAUUUUGUACAAUAUCCUCAUGGUAUUGAUUUAUCGGAGCAUGCAAAAGACUUAUUAAAUAAAUUGCUACAAAGAAAUCCUGAAGAUCGCUAUGAUUAUCAACAAAUACAAGUACACUCAUUUUUUAAUGGUACCAAUUGGGAAGAGGUGAAAAUAAAUGGUUUAAAUAAUCACAGUACAAUGAAAAGAGAUACUUAACAUUUUGAUGGUAUAGUAUAAUGAUUAAUUUUCGGUUACUAUUUUAAAAUGUUGUCGUUAUUAUUAUUUUUAUAUUUAUUGUUUAUUUUUUUGUUUUGCUGAACUUUAAUUUUAUUUAUUGUCAGACAAACCCUAUUAUUUUGGAAUCUCAAUUUUUAUAUGCAUUUUAAGAAAUAAU